Acanthosepion pharaonis is the source of this 603-nucleotide messenger RNA. Lineage: Eukaryota; Metazoa; Mollusca; Cephalopoda; Sepiida; Sepiidae. The record is from the annotation of a GenBank genome assembly.
AUGAAUACCUGCUGCCUAAGUAUAGGUUAUAUAUUUCUGCUUGACUGCCUGCCUGCAUAUCUAUCUAUCUAUCUAUCUAUCUAUCUAUAUCUAUCUAUCUAUCUAUGCCAGUCUCGUCCUCAUCUACCUAUGCAUUUAUACUACUCGUCAUUAUCUAUCUAUCUAUCUAUCUAUCUAUCUAUCUAUCUAUCUAUCUAUCUAUCUAUGCCAGUCUCGUCAUUAUCUACCUAUGCAUUUAUACUAGUCUCGUCAUUAUCUAUCUAUCUAUCUAUCUAUCUAUCUAUCUAUCUAUCUAUCUAUCUAUGCCAGUUUCGUCAUUAUCUACCUAUGUAUCGAUACAAGCCUCAUCAUUAUCUAUCUAUCUAUCUAUCUAUGCUAGUCUCGUCAUUAUCUAUCUAUCUAUCUAUCUAUCUAUCUAUCUAUCUAUCUAUCUAUCUAUCUAUCUAUCUGAGUGAAGAGGCUUAUUUGUUUUUCUGUUUCUUUUUGCUUCUUUUAUUUUCUUCUAUGUUUUUCUCCAUUUAUUUAUUCCCGAGUUAUUUUAAAUUUUUUGCUUCUUUCUCCAUUUUUGCCGUUGACACAUUUGGCACCGAAUCUCCAUUCUAA